AGAUUGCCCAAAGAGCGCUCCCAAGGCACCCUUCCGUAGCCAUUUUGGCUCAAGUUUGGCUCAAUCAGACCAGGAGAUUCGGCUCAGCUGGCCUGAAAGGCUUGGAAGCCAUGCUUCGUUCCUGCACAUUUGCAUCGGUUCUUUGUUGGCGCGUCGUUUGGGCUGGAAGGGAAUCGGCCUCGGUGCAUGAUGCGAAUUCUGACGACACGUCCGAUGCUGCCCCCCUCUUUGAAUUCGCAGUGCCGGUUGCGAAACCAGCCGCGCGAGCCGUGCGCCAUGAAGUGGCCUCAUCGAUCUCACGUGAGAAGAUCAUUCAGUUUCUUGCGAAGGGCUGGGUGAUAAUGAAUGACAUCUUGCCAGAGCUGCGGUCAGUAGACUCUUGAGAGCAGUCCCAGCGUGCUUUGGCUAAGACGAUGCAGACGUAUGUGAAUUAUUCCUUAGAUUUCGUCUGGAAGGUUUACGCGGUCAACUGUUCAGACAAGAGUAUAGUGGAAGUGUGCGGGGUCAUUGAUACGGAGUCUUGUAGCAACCCGUCUGUCGCAGACGCGGCCAUACACAGUUCUUUUGACAAUCUGAAUUGUUGCGUCGAUUACGUCAACAUUCGGAGGCUAAAGGUGUGACGGCUGGUGCUCAGGUACAUGGGCAUAUUCGGUACUCAAAAGUGCUGCUGCCAUAUUUCCAGGCAUUGAACCUGCAUCGGCAUUCCGAAUUUCUGUCUGGCAUAGCUAAAAGUUCUCAUUUAGGUCAUAUCGCCUCGCAGUUGCUGCAGUAUCCCCGCGUGCGCCUUUACCAGACAGCUAUGUUCACGAAAGACGCGUCUUUACUCAACAAGGCGACGGGAUGGCAUAUGGAUUUAGUGCUGGUGCCUCUUGAUGUGAAGUCUGGUGGUUACGUCACUUUCUGGUGCCACAUCGGACGCCGGCUAGACAGCAGAAAAGAUUCCGUGCUCAUGUUUUCCGCUGGAUCGCACCGCGACUUGGCUAUGCAGUAUUGGUAUGGCCCACCCGCCAGUUGGGAUGGUCUGUUAGCAGAGCGUUUUGUCACCGAGAUGGCGCUCGAGCUCGACGUCGGAGAUUGCACUGCGCACCACGGGUGGAUGAUGCAUAAAGCACACAAGCAAAAUGCAGCUCUUGGAGCACGAAACGCGCUUGCUUUCUCGUAUGUGUCGGCAAAUGCAAUGCCGUUGCCAGAUUUGAAAGGCGACGGUCGUGGGCGAGCAGAUAGGCCGUUCCACAUGGAGGAUGAGCUAUCGUUUCGUGAUUGGUUUUAUGAUGUGCCGCAAUUCAAGCCUGUGGACCAUCCAUUGAUACCCUUGGUAUACGGUUGACGUGUAUGGCAACAUUCUGUUGGAUACACGAUAGAUACACCCGCGCCGUGUCAUAAUGAUUUAUCUUGUCGUGAUUGGCUUCGGUUUUGCUGCCGCAGUUUCAGCCGGUGGACGAUCCACAACUACCCUUGGCUUGCGGACUUCGGCCAUAUUCUGUAUAUCUGUUGAGAA
Molecule: messenger RNA, 1498 nt
Organism: Prorocentrum cordatum
Lineage: Eukaryota; Dinophyceae; Prorocentrales; Prorocentraceae
Source: the annotation of a GenBank genome assembly